AUGCCGGAUCAGCUGGAGGAGACGCGAACGAAAUGGGACCAUUUCGGUGGGCGAUACACCGAGACGGCGAAUAAGCGCGUGACGCUGCAAAGCGCCCAGCAUCUGCGCUCACACAUGCAGUCGGAUGUCGCUCAUAACGUGCUCAAGGUCGCAGCAGGAGCUGGCCGCAAAAAAAUUAGAGCAGAGUUGGCUCGGAAAGUGUCAAGAUCAAGUGCUGCGGAGCAAAUGGGCAAGACUUGA
Molecule: messenger RNA, 240 nt
Organism: Peronospora matthiolae
Lineage: Eukaryota; Oomycota; Peronosporomycetes; Peronosporales; Peronosporaceae
Source: the annotation of a GenBank genome assembly